AUGGAGGAGGAAUAUCUGUCGUGUGAUGUAACUAAUCCCAUCAAGAUGUACAUGGACGGCUUAGAUAUAAUCGCUCUUGUCGGAGAAGGAAUCCGCUACUUCGCGAGUGGGAACCUCGAGAGCUGCAAAAACGGGUUGAAGCUACACGUGGAAGUGAAGCCACCAGAGAAAAAUGAAGGCCAGAUGGCGUUGGCAGAUGGGCCCACCCCUUCUAUAUCAGCCCAACAUAGUGGGCUUUCUUUUCUUUUUGUUGUUGGGCUGUUGGUUGAUGGGGAUAGGUUGAAUGUGAGAGUCCGAAUAAUGCCAUGUUCGAAGUUCUAA
This is a messenger RNA of Ilex paraguariensis (yerba mate), 321 nucleotides long. The record is from the annotation of a GenBank genome assembly. NCBI's taxonomy places the organism in Eukaryota, Viridiplantae, Streptophyta, Magnoliopsida, Aquifoliales, Aquifoliaceae.